This is a messenger RNA of Sceloporus undulatus (fence lizard), 6534 nucleotides long. RefSeq names its product laminin subunit beta 4 (gene LAMB4). The transcript is spliced from 37 exons. Bases 542 to 5965 code for a protein of 1807 amino acids. NCBI's taxonomy places the organism in Eukaryota, Metazoa, Chordata, Lepidosauria, Squamata, Phrynosomatidae. The record is from RefSeq and is a predicted model, not a curated record.
CUGUACAUUUUAGGUGCCAGUUACCCAGCAAGGCUAAAGCUAGAUAUAUAUUUUAAUAAGCAUUUGGAUAUUGGGCCCACAAAUGGUAUCCCUCCUCAAUUCCGCAAGUCGGUUUAGCAACCAAAGAAAACGAUUUCCGUUCUACGGUCAUGAAAAAUGCUUUGUCCUUAAAGAUCUCCACCUGUACAAAUGCGCUGAGUAGGACUUGUUUCAGCAGAUCAUAUUGAGGAUCUUUGCCUGUACAAAAGCUCCCCAAGCAAGUUGACUCCUGCAAAACAGGAGGAAUACUAAGAAUUCAGUAACUGUGUUGGACAGAAUCAUGUGCUAUCGGUGUGUCCCUGUGAGACAUUAUUUCUCUUCAUCUUGUGACAGUGAAUUCCACAGAUGCCUGAGGGGAAACAUGCUUACUUCAUAGCUCCAGUUAAGCAGUACAUCUUUACUUCACUACAUUCAGUUUGCUGCCCCUGGUUCUACAACUUGUAAUUCGAAGGUCAGGUACCACUCUGACUGAAGCGGAGAGGAAGCAAGGAGAUUUGUGAAUAUGUGGGCUCUGUUGGCUAUUCUUUUUAACCUUGUACUACUGAUAGACUUUCUAUAUGGCCGGAACAGCUGCAAAAAUGAAUCCUGUUACCCAUCUAUUGGGGACUUGCUUGUGGGUCGUAGUGAACAGCUAACAGCUUCAUCAACCUGUGGACUCACUGGUCCACAGCAAUACUGUAUCAUUGGCUACCUUGAGGAUGAACAGAAAUGUUUCACCUGCGAUUCCAGAUAUCCCUAUCACCCCUUUUUCCAAGCCAACAGUCACUCGGUUGAAAAUGUGAUCACAGAUUUUGAGACCGACCAAAAGAAGUGGUGGCAAUCUGAAAAUGGUAUUGACCAUGUUAGCAUUAGGCUGGAUUUGGAAAACGUAUUUCAGUUUAGCCAUCUUAUCCUGACUUUCAAGUCCUUUCGCCCUGCUGCUAUGCUGGUGGAACGUUCUGCAGAUUAUGGUCAAACUUGGAAGGUAUACAGAUAUUUUGCCCAAAACUGUGCUGCUUCUUUCCCUGGUAUUCCUUCAAGGCCAGCCAGAGAAGUUGGAGAUGUUGUUUGUGAUUCAAGGUAUUCAGAUAUUGAGCCUUCAACUGAAGGGGAGGUUGUAUUCAAAGCCUUGGAUCCUAGCUUUGAAAUAGCAAAUCCUUAUGAUCCAUACAUCCAAGAACUCAUCACUUUUACAAACCUGAGAAUCAACUUUACCAAGCUCCACACACUUGGAGAUACUUUACUUGGACGAAAACUUCACAAUCCUCUAGAUAAGUACUACUACGCACUUUACGAAAUGGUUGUUCGUGGGAGUUGCUUUUGCAAUGGUCAUGCCAGCUACUGUGGUCCGGUGCAGAAUCUGAGAGGCGAUGUGUUCCAUCAACCUGGAAUGGUCCAUGGGAGCUGCCUCUGCGAGCACAACACAGAUGGUUUGUCCUGUGAAAGAUGUAAAGAUUUCUACAAUGAUGCUCCCUGGAGGCCAGCAGAAGGAUCACAGGAAAAUGCUUGCCAAAAGUGUGAAUGCAAUGGUCAUUCUGAAAGUUGCCACUUUGAUAUGGCAGUGUACCUUUCCAAUAAUCGUAUCAGUGGUGGUGUAUGUGAAGACUGUCAGCAUAAUACAGUGGGACAACACUGUGAUCAGUGCAAGCUUUUCUUUUAUCGGGACCCACAGAAAGCAAUUUCAGACCCUCACGCUUGUAUCUCCUGUGACUGUGAUCCAGAAGGUACAAUGUACAAUGGGCUGUGUGAAAGUCACACAGACCCUGCUCUUGGAACUAUUGCUGGCCGCUGCCGUUGCAAGGAAAACAUUGAAGGUGUUCAUUGUGACAAGUGUAAGCCAAACUACUACGGAAUGAAUGGCAGUGAUCCUCUUGGCUGUCAACCUUGUAACUGCAACCCUUCUGGAAGUUUGUCUUUCUCUGUUUGCAAUCCGGAGACUGGAGAGUGUUUGUGCCAGCAGUUUGCCACUGGGCAGCAUUGUGAAGAAUGUCUUCAAGGAUACUGGGGCCUUGGAAGUAAUUUAUAUGGAUGUUCCCCAUGUGACUGUGACAUUGGUGGUGCCCACAAUAACUUGUGUGCUUCUACCAAUGGUCAAUGUGAGUGCCUGCCCAACAUAGUGGGCCGUCAGUGUACUGAACCAGCUGCAGGCCACUUUUUCUUACCUUUGGAUUAUUAUAUAUAUGAAGCAGAAGACUCAGUGCCACUUCCUGGAUCUUCACCACUGAUUCAACCCACAGCUAUGCCACGGUGUGAUGUCUAUUUUCGACAAAAAGGUUAUGAUUUCACAAUGGAAAAUGGAAAAAUCAUCUUGAACAGGAAUAAGAACCGAGGCGUACGGAAAGCAGCAGCUGGACAGGGUGCAAUGCUGCUGGACAAGAACUCUGCUCUUGAUAUUGUUAUUAGAGAGUCUAUUCCUGGAAAGCCAAUAACAUGGUCAGGUCCAGGUUUUGUACGUGUUCAGAGUGGAACAGGCUUAAGAUUUACAAUCAACAACGUCCCUUUCCUGAUGGAUUUCAAUAUCAUCCUUCGCUAUGAGCCUGAGUCUCUAGAAGACUGGAUGGCAAGCAUUGUCGUAAAGCCUUCCGGUCCUGUAGGAAGUGAACGUUGCAAGAGUGAGGCAGCCUUGCAAGAGCCACACUCAUUGGCUCUGCCGUCUACAGCAAGAAUUGGACUGCUGGCUACUUCUGUAUGCUUAGAACCAGGAAGGGAAUAUUUUGUAGAUGCUCAUUUUUCAGUAUCUUUUGCUUCAGACUCAAAGACUCACUCAUCCAUACUGAUUGAUUCACUUGGACUUAUUCCCAAAAUCAGUUCUGUGGAAAACUUUUGUGACAAAAAUGAUUUAGACGAGUAUCAGCAGUACCACUGUAUUGAAAUAGCUUCAGAAAUUGGAACACAUAUCCUACCAGAAGCAUGUGCCAAGCUAAUAGCAAGUCUGUCUGCCCAUAUUCACAAUGGUGCAGUUUCUUGCAGGUGUCAUCCACAAGGUUCAAUGAACUCUAAUUGUGAGAAACUUGGAGGCCAAUGUCAAUGCAAACCAAAUGUCAUAGGCCGCUGUUGUGAUAAAUGCUCUGCUGGAAGCCAUAGCUUUGGGUCCCAAGGUUGUCUCUCAUGUGAUUGUCAUCCUCAAGGAUCAGUAAGUGCACUAUGUGACCAGGUAACAGGGCAGUGUUUGUGCCGCUCAGAAGUAGAUGGUCGACAGUGCAAUCGCUGCUUAGCUGGAUACUUUGGAUUUCCCCAUUGUCGGCCUUGUCCUUGCAAUGGCUUUGCAGAACUUUGUGAUCCCCAGACUGGAGAGUGCUUAGACUGCAGAGAAUUUACAACUGGAGACAACUGUGAAAGAUGUAUUGAUGGCUACUACGGAAAUCCCCUCAAAAGGGAGCCAUGUCGUCCAUGCAUGUGCCCAGAUUCCCCUACAAGCAAUAGGUACUUUGCAGAUUCCUGUUACCAAGAUCCUUGGACCAUGCAACUAAUCUGCAACUGUUUGCCUGGCUACUCAGGUAAUCAGUGUGAUGACUGUCCCAGUGGGUUCUAUGGCAAUCCAAAAGCAGCAGGCCAAUGUCUUCCAUGCUCAUGCAAUAACAAUAUUGAUGAAGAAGAUCCAGGCUCAUGUGACAAGGAUACUGGAGUGUGCUUACAAUGUUUACAUGACACUCAUGGACCAAACUGCCAGUUCUGUAAACCUGGCUAUUUUGGAUCUGCACUUCUGAGGAACUGUAGAAAAUGUAACUGUAACCUUUUGGGUGUGGACCCAACAGAAUGUGUAUCCAGCGAUGGCCUUUGUUUGUGUGACCAGUCAACCGGAGUAUGCCCUUGCUUGCCUAAUGUGAUAGGCUCCAAGUGUGACCAGUGUGCUCCUGGCUAUUGGAACAUGAUUCAGGGAAUCGGAUGCCAUGCCUGUGAUUGCAAUCCAAAGCAUUCCCAAAAUAACUUGUGUGAUCAGGUUACAGGUCAGUGUUCAUGUAAAUUGGGCUACACUGGAAGACGUUGUGAUAUAUGUGAUGAAAACUAUUUUGGUGAUCCUCAGAACCACUGUCUUUAUUGCAAAUGUCACAAGGAUGGAACCCUGAAGCCCGAGUGUGAUAAAGACACUGGAGCGUGCAACUGCCGUGUUGGGGUCACUGGAAGAUUCUGUGACCAAUGUGCGAGGGGUUAUGACCAGGACUUUCCAUCCUGUUCCCGCUGUCACAUCUGUUUUGAUCAGUGGGAUAAUGUAGUGACUUCCCUAUCUCAUAAAAUUCAAACAUUAAUGAGAUUUGCUGCAACACUAGGAGACAAGACGAACAUAGUGCCAGGCUGUGAUGUAGACAUCAAAGGCCAUGAAAAUACAAUUUCUGAAAUAGAAAGAAUUUUAAAAAGCCCUUUUCUGUCAUCAGAGAUGCUCUCAGACAUUAAAAAGGAUCAUGACCACAUUCGACAGAAGGUUUCACAAAUGUAUCUGCAACCUGACUUUUUGGAUCAGUUUCCUGACCUCAGUAAGAUAAUAGAAGACAUAAGGACAGAUGCUGAUCAUCUGUCUGAAACUCUACAAAAGAAAACUGAACUGCAUCACAGAAUUAAUUACAUGCACUUCCAAGAUUUGCUCAACAAAAUAAGGAAUUAUUACCGAAUAAUGUUGUCUGCUGGAGAGAGAAUCAGCGGAACAAAGUCUGUCUUAACACAUGGAGAGAAAACCAGGAGUACUAUAGUUGCCAUGCUAGAAGAUUUUGCCACACAGAAAAGCAUUGCACUGGAUCGGCUGAAGAUGUUCAGUACUUCAGAUAUACAACAUUUAAAUGAGAAGAUUUGUGGAGCACCAGGAAACUUGGCUUGUGUUGUGUCAGACUGUGGAGGAGCUUUAUGUCGAGAUAAGCAGAAGGGAAAACAUUGUGGUGGUCCAGGCUGUAAUGGAGCACUCGCUCUUUCUACAAAUGCCAUUGGAAAAGCCAGUCAAACAGCGGUAUUAGUAAAUAACCUGACCAAGCAAAUACAAGGAUCUGAGAAUAAGAUUGGAAAUAUCAGGAGAAUGACUGAAGAUACCAAGAAGAAAGCCACACAGAUACAUGGAGAUCUGGAGAAAAGUAGAAAUCAAAUAGAAAUGGAAGGAGAAAACACCAAAUCCCUCAUCAAGAAACUGAAGAAUUUUCUUUUAGAGGAGAGUGCCCCACCAGAAGACAUAGAGAAAGUAGCCAAUUAUGUCCUGGGCAUCACCUUGCCAGUGACUCCCUAUGAGCUAACAAAUGUGCUUCUUAAACUCAAGAACCUUAUGACUCACUGUGAUGAUUCUUCAACCUAUGUGAAUGACUUAAAUAAGCACAUGGAAGAGGCACAGAACCUUCUGGUAAAAGCACAAAAAGCCGAGAAUGUAACAAAAGCUCUUCUAACACCUGAUGAAUUGAUAAGGAACUUAGAAGAAAUUGAAAAUAUUCAAGGGCAAACUAAAGAUGACUUAACAAAGUUAAAUGGAAAAAUAGCAGAAACUAAAACAAAAAUCUCAGAGACUGGGAACCAAACAAAAAGAACUGAUGCUGAAUUACAAAACUUUUCAGAAAAACAAUCAGAGCUGGAAGAUGAAAUUAUCUCCCUACAGACUAAAAUGCAGAUGAAUAGGAAACAAGUAGCAAAUGCAGGAUCAGAAGCAGAAAAAGCACUAGAUCAAGCUAUGGCAACUGAUAAGGAUUUUGCUAAUCUUAAAAAAGAAUAUGUCAGCUUGCGAGAAAAAUUCAAGACUAAAGGCCUUCCUUUGGCAACUUUAGAGAAAAUUAAUCAGUUGAAAAGAGAGGCAGAGGAAUUGGCUAAAGAAACUGAAGACAAGAUGAAAAGAAUAGCAGAUUUAGAAAAGAAGGUACAAGAUUUGAACCUGAUUAAACAAACUAAGGCUGAUCAACUGAAACAACUGGAAGAUCAAGUGAUAGCCAUUAAAAAUGAGAUUACUGAGCAGUCAAACAAAUAUGCUACUUGCAAAAGUUAAGAACCUGAAAUGACCGGAGAUGAAGAAUGAACUUUCUGUAGCUGUUUUGUAACUAUGAGCAUUUAAUAGAUUGUAUUGCUAUCAUAACACUGAAGUGGAGUUGUAUGCUUAUUGCAAACAAAGGAAGGAAUGCCCUUCUUACAAGGAAACAUGCCUAGGUUUUGCCACACAAGUAAACAAGAUCAUCAAUCAGGCAACAUAAGAGUUAGCUUGAUCAAACCAAGGAGUCCAUCUGUCUUAGUAUUCUGACACUCAGUAAGCUGUCCUUUAUGAACUUUGUUGUCAGGGCUAGUCCGACUCUUAAGCAGAGUCUUGUGUAUGUUGGAAGGCAAAGCUGUGGGUGGAAAACACCCUGCCCUGUGCUCCCCAAAAUAAUCUGCUUGCUAGCAUUGAUCUACCAGGACAGGCUUCAUUACAGAUUGGGUCAAAAAUUAGUGGCAUCUCUCAACUCACGUUGACUUUUACCAUGUAAACUGAAGGGGAAAACUUGUACUUUGAUUGGGGAGCUCAAAAUCUCUCAGUUCUGUGGCAUAUAGUUCCAAAUGGGUUCUUUUAAACACCCUUCUGAA